This is a messenger RNA of Rhizophagus irregularis DAOM 181602=DAOM 197198, 579 nucleotides long. RefSeq lists its product as uncharacterized. NCBI's taxonomy places the organism in Eukaryota, Fungi, Glomeromycota, Glomeromycetes, Glomerales, Glomeraceae. The record is from RefSeq and is a predicted model, not a curated record.
CAAAAACCUUUAAUUAAAGCAGUAUUACAACGUCACGUUAUAGAAGAAAUUUUUGACUAUGGAGAAAAAUAUUUUAAUUUUGACAAUUUACAAAAUUACAAAGAAUAUGGAUGUGGAGCCGAAACUUAUUUAUAUAAUAGAAUCUAUGAUUUAAUACAAUUAGCAGAAGUAAUCGCAGAGAAACGCGAUGGGGUUGACGAUAUAACUAGGGUACUGCCUAUUAAAUUACGUCAAGAAGUAUUUGCAGCUCUUGGAAAUAGAGGAUUUAAUAAAGUUAUCGCUAAUAAGAAAGGAACAUUCCCUCAUGAAUUUAUUAGUCGUUAUCAAGAUAUUUUAAAUAGGGAAAUUAAUAAAUAUCGCAAACUUAAAGAUCCUGGAAAAAAACAAGAAAUUGAAGAUAUGGCUGGUGAAAUUAUUCGUAAAGUUAUCACUUUAUUUUGGUUUCGACUUGAAGUUCAAGAGCCAAUCGCUGAAUAUAUUUGGUUUGAUUAUAAUGAUAAUAUAAAUCAUAGUUAUAUGGAAGGAACAUGGGAAGAUGAUGAAAUUGAAAAUAUAGUUGUAGAUAUUUGUUACUUUCCU